Messenger RNA from Agelaius phoeniceus (red-winged blackbird), 692 nucleotides. The record is from RefSeq and is a predicted model, not a curated record. Lineage: Eukaryota; Metazoa; Chordata; Aves; Passeriformes; Icteridae.
AUGCGGCGGAGCGCGGCGGCGUGCUGGGCGCUGGUGCUGUUGGCCGCCACCUUCUGCGACACGGUGGCCGGCAAGGGUGGGCGCGGCGGUGCCCGCGGGGCGGCCCGCGGCGCGGCGCGGGGGGCGGCCCGCAGCCGGCCAAGGGCGGCUGUGCCCCGGUACGGCUCUGCCGGGGCUGCCCUGCGCGUGGCGGGGGCGGCGGCGGCGGGAGCGGCGGCCGGCGUGGCGGCGGGGGCGGCCCUGCGCCGGGCCCGGCUGUCCGGAGAGCUGCAAGCGGGAGACGGCGUCGAGUACCGCGACGGCAACUGGACGGCGGCCGCCAGCGCCUGGACCUCCGCCGCGCCGGCCGGGAGCCCACCGAGCCGGGCGCUGCCCUGGCUCUGCCCGCUGGCCGCCCUCCUCCGCCGCUGAUGGAUUCCGGGGGACCUGACUGUGCCCGGUGCACCCAGGACGCCGCGAGGACCGGCCGCCCCCCACGGGGCUGAGCCCCACGCCCCGGGCGAGCAGCGGCUCCCGGGGACACGGCCACCCACCGCCGGCGGGGCAGGACCCCCGCGGAAGACCCUCCACCACCACCCCUCCGCACCGAGCCAAACCCCGCCGGCUCGGGCACCCCUCUGCACCGCGCCCCUGUCCGUGGCCCUCGCCGUGUCCGGAGGCCGAGGAGGCGGCAAUAAAAUUGGGCGAAAGCA